Molecule: messenger RNA, 1465 nt
Organism: Papilio machaon (common yellow swallowtail)
Lineage: Eukaryota; Metazoa; Arthropoda; Insecta; Lepidoptera; Papilionidae
Exons: 1
Coding region: 432-1199 (255 amino acids)
Source: RefSeq, a predicted model, not a curated record
UCCAAUAUUUAUACAGAAUGUACCGACUAAUAGAAUUUGUUAAAUGGUCUAUAAAUGAGUAAUUCUACACCAAUGGACAAUAUCGACACGAAUGUGACAGUUAGUACUAAAUAAUUUUUUCAUGAAAAAUGCCCAAUAAAUGUGAAUAAGCAAAUAGAGAUAUGAAGGUAAAUAGAUUUAAAUUCGUGUUAUCAAAAAAUUGCGAUAAAACGGCUACUUGGAUUUAUCAGAUGUUACUUGGCGGAAUUUUACGAUACGAUAACAGCAGUAUUUGCAGUGACAACAUUCAAACAACAGUGUACUAGUGUACAACAGUGUGACUAAUGAAAUAUUGAACUGUUGAAUUAAACUAUUUUUGAGUAAAAAUUAGAAGGAACAGUGUUUUAAAAGUGAUUGUUUUCGAGACAUAGAGUUUUUAAAGUAACGUAAUAAUGGAAUUCAAUUUUGAGAACAAAGUUAUAAUAAUAACAGGAGGAAGUUCAGGAAUCGGUGCUGAAACAGCUAAAAUGUUCGCCCAUUACAAAGCAAAGCUAUGCCUCGUUGGUAGAAAUGAAUCGAGACUACAAAACGUUGCACAACAUUGCGAAUUGAUCAGUGGAAACGUACCAUUAUGUUUAUUACUUGAUUUAAUCCAACCAGGCAGCUGUGAAGAGGUAAUAACAAAGACUAUUGAAAAAUUUAAAAGAAUCGAUGUUUUGGUAAAUUGCGCUGGUAAAUUAGAAUUGGGAACAUUAGAUCAGAGUGAUAUUGAUGUAUUUGACGAAAUGAUAGCUAUUAAUUUGAGAGUGCCGUAUUACUUGACUCAACUGGCUUUACCACAUUUGAUUAAAAGUAAAGGAAAUAUUGUGAAUAUUGGGUCGUCGUAUUUAGAAAGGUACAAACCAGGAUUCCUUCCUUUCAGUGUCUCAAAGAACGCAUUGGAAAAGUUUACAAGACACGCUGCAAUGGAGUUGGUACCCGAAGGUGUGAGAGUCAAUAUUAUUAAUCCAGGAGUGACGCGUACUAAUUUGAUUCGUUAUUUAAACAUUGCCGAGAGUGAUGUUGACUACGUAUAUAACAAUCUCAUAGCUGAGUUAGGUCUGAAGAAAAUAUUAGAGCCCAAAGAGGUUGCAAAACUUGUAUUGUUAGUAGCCAGUAAUUUGAUGCCAAAUAUGGCAGGCUCAAGUUUAAAAAUGGACGGAGCUGUUAUAGUGGGUUGAAAUAAGACUAUGGUUACAGACACAAAACUAGUCAUGGAUGAGGGACAGCGGGGCGACUACGUAUAAAAAUCAUAUAAUGCAACGUCGGACACGAAACGGACGGAAGCGUACCCGUUGACGCUAUCGGCGAUGAAAGAGCGACGUCGGAGAAGGAACAACGGGAACAAAUUAAUUUGAUUUCAGGCAAGCUAUCCGAUACCACUGCUUCAAUGACCCUUCCCGCUGUCUCUCGUCCAGUGCUAGUUUCGUGCACGCUGCAUUAGAAU